GUCUGAAAUUCUUACAACCUACUAAACGGUAACAACUCUCGUCGUCGUCUUCGUCUUCGUCUUCGUCAUUUCGGUCAUUUUCUCAUUGCAUUUAUUGUUAGGCAUCCGCAUCUACAACUUCAUAAGUGAUUAUUCAUAGGCAACAAUUCAACUCCAUUUUACAUAUUAAGGCCUCUCUUUUUAUGCUAGGACUUUGAUUUAUCUCUCCCCCCCCCCCCCCGAUCGAAGCUUCGAAUACAAUCAACCCAAUUUUUAAGAAGGAUUCAGAAACAACCAUUAGCUAGCAAGGCGCAACUGCCAAUAUGGCGCAGAACAAUAUACAUAACUUAGUUACUCUAAUCAAACGAUUAGAAGCUGCUACUACCCGUCUAGAGGACAUUGCUUCGUCGACGAUAGAGCUUCCUCAAGCUGUCCCCGCCCUUACCGCCACCGUCGCAACACCCUCUGGCCCCUCUAGCGUGGCAAGCCCUCCACCAUCACACUCUUCUACCUCUAACACAAAGCAGGCCGCCCCAGAGCCUUUGCCCGAAUCGAUCGAGGAAUUCGAUGCCUUCAUCGACCAAUCCGUUGAUAAAUAUGUCAAGGCAAGCAAUAAAUUGGGCGGCUUAAUCGCCGAGCAAGCUUCGAAAGUGCUCGAAGGUUUCAAGCAACAGCGUCGGUUCCUGUUGAUAGCUACGAAGGCCAAGAAGCCCGAUAUAACAGGUUCCGAGAUGGUUGUUUACCAAGAGCUCCUAAAACCCAUCAAUGAAGCGCUUAUGGCCGCCGGCAGCAUCAAGGAAUCCAACCGCGGCUCCCCGGUCUUUUCUCAGCUGAGCGCAGUAGCUGAGGGUAUUAUGGUGCUUGCUUGGGUCACGGUAGAUAACAAGCCAUACAGACAUGUUGAAGAGUCUCUAGGAUCGGCACAAUUCUUCGGAAACCGAGUGCUAAAGGAUAACAAGGACAAGGACCCAGACCAAGUCGAAUGGAUCCAAUCCUUCUACCAAGUAUUCCGCGACCUCGCCGACUACGUUAAGCAAUACUUCCCCAGCGGCAUUCCCUGGAACGCGAAUGGACAACCCGCUGCCGAGGUCGCAAAGAGCCUAUCAUCCGCCCCGGCCCCCAGCGCCGCUGCUCCCCUACCACCACCUCCACCAGCUGCGGGCGGCGCUCCGCCUCCGCCACCUCCCGGCCCGCCGCCGGUUCUCCAGAUCAAGGAGCAGCAAGACGCUCCCUCUAAGCCAGAGGGUAUGGGCGCAGUUUUCAGCGAGUUAAACAAGGGCGAGGGUGUGACCAAGGGCUUACGGAAGGUCGACAAGUCGGAAAUGACACACAAGAACCCGUCGUUGAGAGCCGGAUCUACCGUCUCCGACUCUUCGGCUAGGGGGAAGAGUCCCGCGCCCGGCAAGAAGCCGAAGCCCGAAAGCAUGCGCAUCAAGAAGCCGCCGAAGAAGGAGCUUGAUGGCAACAAGUGGACAAUUGAAAACUUCGAGAAACACCCCGAACCAAUCGAGAUUGAAGCCGAAAUGUCGCACUCUAUCCUAAUCAGUCGUUGCAACCAAACGACCAUAAUCGUCAAGGGCAAAGGCAACGCCGUCACAGUCGAAAACACCCAACGUCUAAACCUCGUCAUCGACUCCCUCGUUUCCACCGUCGACGUAGUCAAGUCGGCCAACUUCGCGCUCCAGGUCAUGGGUACCCUCCCCACCAUCCUCCUCGACCAGCUCGACGGCGCGCAAGUCUACCUCUCUAAAGAAAGCACCUCGACCCGAGUCUUCUCAAGUAAAUCUGCCGGUAUCAACGUCAAUGUCCUAGCCGAUGGUGAAGAUGGCGAUUAUAAGGAGAUCCCGCUACCUAGCCAGAUCUGCUCGUACUUUGAUGAGGAGAAGGGCGAUAUGGUUAAUGAGAUCGUGGAUCACGCUGGUUAAAUCUGGUCUAAUAUGCUUUGACACGGGGAAGAAUAGGACUAUAUGCCUACCAGUGGAUGUAUAUCAAUCGAUGAAAUGUUGGCGACCGUCGGCGUUGGAUUCCGCGAUGAUGUGUAAAAUCAAAGAUGAGGGGCGAGACAUCGUUCCACCUAGAGGGUGAACGAGUAAGCAAGCAUAGGUAGCAUAAAGACCUAGGAUACCCAGGUGUACCCGCGCCGUCUUAGGGUAAACUAAAUUCUAAAGGUGUUGUAUUGCUUAGAUAGCAUUCAUAAAAAUUCAUCGAAGCAUCUACAAAUCCAUUUGCAUGGAUGGGUUUAUCGUGAGGCACUUAUCAAGUCAUAAUGCAAUGGAUGAUGUAAAC
This is a messenger RNA of Hypoxylon trugodes, 2265 nucleotides long. Its product is annotated as adenylate cyclase associated N terminal-domain-containing protein. Gene Ontology annotation, cellular component: cytoplasm. Gene Ontology annotation, biological process: cytoskeleton organization; regulation of adenylate cyclase activity. The transcript has 4 exons. Gene Ontology annotation, molecular function: actin binding; adenylate cyclase binding. Lineage: Eukaryota; Fungi; Ascomycota; Sordariomycetes; Xylariales; Hypoxylaceae. The coding region runs from base 303 to 1904 and encodes 533 amino acids. The record is from RefSeq and is a predicted model, not a curated record.